CGAGUACAGGUGACAGAUUCAAAAUCUCUAUGGAUAAUGAUUCUAGUACGACUCGUGAUAACGAAUAUUGCAAAUAUGCGUUCCUGAUAGAUCCUAAUGAAAUUGAUAAAUACAAAACAUCCCAUCAUCUGGAUUAUUAUGUUCCUGUCCUACUAACUUGGUCCCUUAAUGUUACGUAUUUCGACAUAUUUAAAACACAUGUUAUCCAGAUCUAGCAACUUCUACUGCAGCAGCAAUAAUGGUACUUUAAAUUCCUCUCUCGAUAGGAUAUACAGCUGUCGCUGCAGAUAUGGAUUUCGAGGGAGUGCGUACAUUCAGGACGGGUGUCAAGAUAUUAAUGAAUGCAAUGAUGAGAAAAUCCCGAAUCCAUGUCAUGGAGACAGUACUUGCGUCAACACAAUCGGGGGAUAUCGUUGUAGUUAUAAGCGCAAAUUUAUCUUUAUAGUUGGGAGUGCUCUUGGAGCCUUAGUACUUGUUUUUGGUACAUGGAGACUAUACAAAUUCAUAAAGAAAAGAAAAGAAAUUAAACAGAAGAAAAUAUUUUUCAAACGAAAUGGUGGCCUUUUGUUGGAACAGCAAAUACACUCGAGUGAAAACAAUGUCGAGCAAACCAAGUUGUUCGAUGCAAAAGAGUUAGAGAAGGCAACAAAAUUUUUUAGUAUAGACAGAGUUCUUGGACAAGGAGGUCAAGGCACUGUGUACAAAGGAAUGUUGGAAGGCGGAAAGAUUGUCGCGAUAAAGAAGUCUAAAAUAAUUGAUGAAGCCAAACUCUCUGAAUUCAUUAAUGAGGUUGUUAUUCUUACGCAAAUCAAUCAUAGAAAUGUUGUCAAGCUAUUGGGAUGUUGUUUGGAGACAGAUGUUCCACUUCUAGUUUAUGAAUUUAUCCCAAAUGGAACACUUUCUGAGUAUAUUCAUGAGAGAAAUGCAGGGUUUCCUUUUACAUGGAGCAUGCGAUUACAAAUUGCAACUGAAGUUGCAGGAGCUCUUUCAUACUUACAUUCAGCAGCUUCUUUUCCAAUUUAUCAUCAGGAUGUUAAGUCUACAAACAUACUCCUUGAUGAAAAAUUGAGAGCUAAAGUUGCAGACUUUGGUACAUCAAGAACUAUUUCCUUAGAGCAAACACACUUGACUACUGUAGUUUAUGGCACAUUUGGUUAUCUAGAUCCAGAAUAUUUUCAAACAAGCCAAUUUACAGAUAAGAGUGAUGUUUAUAGUUUUGGAGUGAUUCUUGUUGAGCUCUUGACUGGAAAAAAAGCAAUAUCUGCAACAAGAUCAGAGGAAGGAAUAAGUUUGGCGACAUAUUUUAUAAUGACAAUGGAGGAAAAUAGCAGUAGUCUGUUCAACAUUCUUGAUAGUCAAGUUCUCAAAGAAGCGCCAAAAGAAGAGAUCAUAGUUGUUGCUGAUCUUGCACAAAGAUGCUUACAUUUGAGCGGAAGAAAUCGACCUACCAUGAAAGAAGUAGCAAAGGAGCUAGAAAGGAUACAAGUCGGUGAUAAUAAAGAUUCAAAGGGCAGUCAACAUAAUUACGAAGAGUUGGCAUAUGCACAACCUGAAUUUAUAGACUACUCUUGGAAUGCUUCCACGUCAUCAACUUUUUAUAGUAAUGCUUCUAGCUCCUCGUUGCAUCAAGAAUUACCAUUAUUAUAAGCUCUCAGCUCUCAUUCUCACG
This is a messenger RNA of Humulus lupulus (European hop), 1669 nucleotides long. Its product is annotated as wall-associated receptor kinase-like 9. Gene Ontology annotation, cellular component: plasma membrane. NCBI's taxonomy places the organism in Eukaryota, Viridiplantae, Streptophyta, Magnoliopsida, Rosales, Cannabaceae. Gene Ontology annotation, molecular function: protein serine/threonine kinase activity; calcium ion binding; ATP binding. Gene Ontology annotation, biological process: protein phosphorylation; cell surface receptor signaling pathway. The transcript has 4 exons. The record is from RefSeq and is a predicted model, not a curated record. Bases 169 to 1647 code for a protein of 492 amino acids.